Messenger RNA from Anopheles nili, 1122 nucleotides. RefSeq names its product nucleoporin seh1 (gene Nup44A). The coding region runs from base 1 to 1080 and encodes 359 amino acids. Gene Ontology annotation, biological process: cellular response to amino acid starvation; positive regulation of TORC1 signaling. NCBI's taxonomy places the organism in Eukaryota, Metazoa, Arthropoda, Insecta, Diptera, Culicidae. The record is from RefSeq and is a predicted model, not a curated record. Gene Ontology annotation, cellular component: nuclear pore outer ring; Seh1-associated complex. Gene Ontology annotation, molecular function: structural molecule activity; protein binding. The transcript is spliced from 4 exons.
AUGUUCGAAACACAGAUCAUCCACACGGAGCAUAAGGACGUAAUUCACGAUGUGGCGUACGAUUACUACGGGCAGCGCAUGGCCACGUGUUCCAGCGAUCAGUACGUGAAGGUGUGGGACCAGAACGAACAAGGCGUGUGGAGUGUAACCUCGAGCUGGAAGUCACACUCCGGUUCGGUAUGGCGCUUAUCAUGGGCCCAUCCGGAGUUCGGGCAGGUGCUUGCGACCAGUUCCUUCGACCGAACCGUAUCGGUAUGGGAGGAAACUGUGGGUGAAAAAACCAAUCCUGCCAUGCCACCGCUGAAACGCUGGGUUCGUCGAACGAACUUGGUUGAUUCUAGGACGAGUGUUACGGAUGUAAAGUUUGCGCCCAAAACACAAGGCCUGAUGUUGGCGGCUUGCUCCGCCGAUGGUGUCAUUCGUAUCUACGAAGCCCCGGACAUCAUGAACCUGUCCCAGUGGACGCUGUCUCACGAAAUUAGUGUGAAAAUUCCGUUGAGCUGUCUGACGUGGAAUCCGUCGAUGUUUAGGCUCCAUCCACCAAUGAUUGCUGCCGGGAGCGAUGAUUCGUCGCAAAGUACAGGCGGAAAGGUGUUCAUUUUUGAGUACAGUGAAAACGCUCGACGCUGGGGUAAAACUGAAACCAUCAGUACUAUCACCGAACCCGUGCACGAUAUCGCGUUUGCACCGAAUGUAGGCCGCAGCUAUCACAUUUUGGCUGUUGCAAGCAAGGAUGUCCAAAUUUUCAACCUUAAACCAAUACUUGAUCCAACGGCAAAUUCGAGACUAGAAAUUCAAACUGCUGCUCAAUUUGGAGAUCACUACUGUACGGUAUGGCGCGUAACGUGGAACAUUACUGGCACGAUGUUAGCUUCUACGGGUGAUGACGGUUGCGUUCGCAUGUGGAAAAUGAAUUAUUUGAAAAAUUGGCGCUGCGCGGCGGUUCUAAAGGCAGAAAACUCCGAGUCGGCUCCAGAAACGUCGGUGACAACUUCGUUGAAGUCCAGCAUUGUAAAUGCAACCGCUAAAUAUUACAAACGAGCUCCUUUAAGCCAUCCUGGGCAAGUACCACGGCACUAAACCGGGGAAGGAUUAUCGCAGCUUGCAUUCGUGAUGCGGAUA